AUGACGCAGGAUACCGCUGCUUCAGCCGGAGACAAGCGAUCGCGAGAUGAAACGGACACGCUGUCGCCGCCGAACGCAGACCUCGAGCUGAAGCGUCCGCGAUUCGAAGAUGCCAUCACCACCCUAGACGGCCACAGCCCCGGGAUUCGGCUUGGCAGCAUUGCUGCUGCCAUCUCGGGGGUCUUUGGCUACAACCGACCGGCCGCAGAUACCAACGGCGACGCUGUUACUGCUAGCACGAACGGCACAGCUCCCCCAUCCGCCGACGCCGCCGCCGCCUCUCCACAAACGCAGCCGCCAACUUCGGUCGCCGCAUCGCCUGCCAAACCUGCGCCGGUAGCUCCAAUGUCGACACAAACACAUGUCGAGCCCGCCCCUGCUCCUCCUCGGCCGCCCUCACCGCCCCCACGACCAGCCAUCAAGCUCAAGUAUCUGAAGGGAACGAAAUGGGACACCACAGGAAAGACAUCGCCUGCGAAGAAGCCGGCCGCAAAGCCCAGAGGCAGGAAGAAGGCUGCUGCGCCUGCGUCUGUGCCGGUACCCAGGCCCCUGGCGACUCCUCUCCGAAGUCUCGAAAACAGCGGUGACGUGCCCCGGCCUGCACCAGCCGUGGCCGCCGAGGAUGCCUCGCUGGCCCCCACGCUUGCCGACUCGCCGACAAAGAGCCGACUCUUCUCCCCCUCCGUGGCAAAUGCGCCCAAGGGCAUCCUCACUCCUACGAAGAAGAGAGGCCCGCGGCCCAGCAAAAACGUCACGUUUGAAGGCAACGGCCUGGGCGGCGGCUUGUUUGACCACAUCCCCCGAAGCGCCAGCGCAAAGAAACCGGGAAGGCCGAAAAAGAAGCUCGAACAGCAGCCCGUUGACGACAUCACCUGCGGCAUUUGCGCAAAGCCUCACUCAAAGCCCCCGAACGAAAUCAUACUAUGCGACAACUGCGACUUUGCGGUGCACCAGGAGUGCUACGGAAUACCGGAGAUUCCCGAGGGUGAUUGGCUUUGCAAGUCGUGCACACAGGAGGAUGUACUGCAAACCACCAAGGCUGAUACCGGGCUUGCUGUUGCGCCGGCUCCUAGAAAGCCCGAUGUUCCUGAGAUCCCCAAUCUGGAUCGCCAUCUGAGCGCCAUGCAGCGGCUACUGCUCGAUCGCUGCGCCGGCCGCCGCCGAAUACGCAUGUUUGGCCAAGACGAGGCCAGCGACAAGGUGAAGCAGCUCAUUGAGCAGACGGUGCUGGCAGGAGAAGGGAAUUCCAUGCUGUUGAUAGGGCCAAGAGGAAGCGGCAAGACGACUCUUGUCGAAAAUACUAUAUCGGAGCUAUCACAAGAAUAUCGGCAGGACUUUCACGUGGUUCGCCUGAGUGGCUUCAUCCACACAGACGACAAAAUCGCCCUGAGAGAAAUUUGGCGUCAACUGGGCAAGGAAAUGCAAGUCGAAGACGACCUUCUCAACAGAUCAAACUAUGCUGAUACAAUGGCGUCAUUACUUGCGCUGCUGUCCCACCCGUCGGAAAUAUUGGGACGAGAUGAAGGUGUCACCUCGCAAGCCGUGGUGUUUGUCAUUGACGAAUUUGACAUGUUUGCCGCUCACCCCCGACAGACACUUUUAUAUAACCUCUUCGACAUUGCGCAGUCUCGAAAAGCGCCAAUCGCCGUUCUAGGAUGCACAACGCGCAUGGACGUGGUCGAGAUGCUAGAGAAGCGUGUCAAGAGUCGAUUCAGCCACCGAUACGUGUAUCUGUCCCUUGCCAAGGCACUGCCGGCGUACUGGCAAAUCUGCAGGCAGGGAUUGAUGCUCGGCGAAGCUGAUGGGGAGAAAGAAGGUCUCGAUGUCGGGCUCGAGGGCUACGCAGAUUUUCAAGAGUACUGGACUCGCAAGAUCGACGAACUCUACAAGCAUCGCCAAUUCCAGGAUCUACUGCAGUAUCACUUCUACACUACCAAGUCAGCCUCGGCAUUCUUCUCCGAGUGGAUGCUCCCGCUGUCGUAUCUAUCGCCCAACGACCUGACCCUGCGCGUACCCGCCGCCGAGGCCGAGCUGACCUCGCUGGCACCCCCCGACUCCCGAAUGCAGCUGCUGAACAGCCUGUCCGAGCUGGACCUGAGUCUGCUGAUCGCCGCGGCGAGGCUGGACAUCGUGGCGCACACGGACACGGUCAACUUCGCCAUGGCGUACGACGAGUACAGCGCGCUCGUCGGCAAGCAGCGCGUGCAGUCAGCCGCGUCGGGGCUCGUCGCUGUCGGAGGCAACGUCCGCGUAUGGGGCCGCGGCGUCGCGAGCACCGCCUGGGAGCGGCUGGUCGGGCUGAGCCUGCUCGUCCCGUCCGGCCUUGGGGGCGGCAGGACGUUGGGUAGUGGGGGGCUGGACGGACGGAUGUGGAAGGUGGACGUGUCACUGGAAGAGAUUCCAUCAGGAGUCAAGCUCAGCGCUGUCAUGGCAAAAUGGUGUCGCGAGAUCUAG
This is a messenger RNA of Cordyceps fumosorosea ARSEF 2679, 2454 nucleotides long. Its product is annotated as Zinc finger, FYVE/PHD-type. The record is from RefSeq and is a predicted model, not a curated record. The transcript is spliced from 4 exons. Lineage: Eukaryota; Fungi; Ascomycota; Sordariomycetes; Hypocreales; Cordycipitaceae. Bases 1 to 2454 code for a protein of 817 amino acids. Gene Ontology annotation, cellular component: nucleus; nuclear origin of replication recognition complex. Gene Ontology annotation, molecular function: DNA replication origin binding; ATP hydrolysis activity. Gene Ontology annotation, biological process: DNA replication; DNA replication initiation.